CGACUGCUUCUAUUAUGGUUACAGCCUAAAGGGACAUCGUAAAGGUGAUAUCACAUACAUAACUGAUAUAGCGCUAUAAUUCUAGAGAAAUGAUAUAGUUACAUCGCAACGGCCAAAAACCGCGUCUAGGACCAUGGUCAAACCCAGGUUUUCAAUUAGCCUAAAGGGUAUUGAAACAGCAUUUAGUAGCAAUGAGGCAAGAGCUGAUAUCAAUGCUUUCGGGCAUAAACAACUGAGAAUAGUUACUAAUGCCGCCAAUAUCCUACUGAGGACCGACCCACUAGAAAGGGAUUCCGUGGACCCCGGGAGUUUUGAUAAGUUCAUUAGACAUUCCAUGAGGAUAUUGGUAUCUACCCAACAGAUUACUAGAAACGGGUAUAGAGCUAAUACGGAAGACAGGAACUUGCAUCUGGAAAGUACCAAUGGAUCCAACUCUAAGUAUGGACUACAGAACUCCAGCCACAUAGAACCUCAAUACGGGCGCUACACAAUAAACAACAUAUGGAACAAUGCUACCAUUCAGUUUGUAUCUGCCCUGUCAGUGCACAAACCACUGCUACUCCAAGGGAAAGAUAUAAGAAACCUAGUGUCACAGAUAAGACCAGCAACAGUCACUGCCAGUGACAUGGUGGCACUUUUGGGUGCAAUCCACAAGGCAGGUGCUUCACACCAAGAUGAAUUCGCAUCAGUAGCGGAAACAUGCUACAAGAAUAUCGCAAGUAAAUCGCAAAUUAUUAAACAUAUGUCCACCAGAGAACGGUCACUUGUGCUUUGGAGGAGAGUGGCGACAACAUACAUGAGUGGUAACAUAGAUUACACCCAAUUGAAGCAAAUAAGAACGUUUAUCUACUAUUGCUACAAAGGCCUGGAAGAUGAGGCGUUAUUUGUAAACGGUAGUAAUGAGGGCCAAGCAAGUAUACACCCCCCUCCCGAAUCAUCACGUGACCAAUCUGGACUAAAGGGUCAUAAUCGAGAAGCAAUAUCGCAUAGUAUACCAACGCUGGAAGCUGGUACAAGACACUUGAAUCAACAGAAAACAAUAACGGAAUGUACAAAUUCCAUCGGUCCAAUUAACAAUAACACCAAAUCGUACACAAGGUUAUGCCAAACAAUGGAUAACAUAUACCAAGCAUCGAUCAUCAUGGCACAAUGUUGCACAGGUGCCUUUGGAAGCCCACUGAUAACUGCCUUGGGAUAUUCCACAAUACUACGAUUAAAUCAAAUGGUAGAACUUGCAGAAAGGAUUAGACCGCCAAGAGACGAUCGCCACUUAUCCAGCGAUACACAUACCAAAGUGGCGCUGGCAAUACGCGAUGCUGGAUUCACAGAGUUCCACUGCAUACAUGAACACCAAGUAGGCCAAAGCACAUACUACCUAGAUAUAGUAAUGAAAAAACAUUAAAAGGGAGUGAUUCUACAUACUAAAAGUCGUAUAUCGCAAUCACAUAACCGUAGGACU
Messenger RNA from Babesia bovis T2Bo, 1459 nucleotides. RefSeq lists its product as uncharacterized. The coding region runs from base 134 to 1402 and encodes 422 amino acids. Lineage: Eukaryota; Apicomplexa; Aconoidasida; Piroplasmida; Babesiidae. The transcript has a single exon. The record is from RefSeq and is a predicted model, not a curated record.